This is a messenger RNA of Gopherus flavomarginatus (Mexican gopher tortoise), 1205 nucleotides long. RefSeq names its product ankyrin repeat and SOCS box containing 12 (gene ASB12). The transcript is spliced from 2 exons. The record is from RefSeq and is a predicted model, not a curated record. Gene Ontology annotation, biological process: protein ubiquitination. NCBI's taxonomy places the organism in Eukaryota, Metazoa, Chordata, Testudines, Testudinidae. Gene Ontology annotation, cellular component: ubiquitin ligase complex. Bases 1 to 924 code for a protein of 307 amino acids. Gene Ontology annotation, molecular function: protein binding.
AUGAAUCUAAUGGAUGUAAGCAAAAUCUUCUCCAUGCUCCAGCCCAGAGAAAAUGAAGAUGAUAAUGGAGAAAGACAAGAACUGAACCAAGCAGCAUCCCAGGAUGAUUAUGAAACUCUUGAUGAACUCUUGUGCCAAGACAGAUACAAAACAUUUAUUAACAGCAGAAGUGGUUGGGGGAUACUGGGGACCCCACUUCGCCUGGCAGCUUCAAAGGGCCAUCUGAGAAGUUUAGAAGUUCUCUUGGCCCAUGGAGCAGAAGUAGACAGCCUAGAUGUGAAAGCGCAAACUCCGCUAUUCACUGCUGUUAGUAAUGGCCACCUAGAUUGUGUCAAAGCACUAUUGGAGGCAGGGGCCAGUCCUUCUGGCAGCAUCUACAAUAACUGUUCUCCACUGCUCACGGCCUCUAGAGAUGGAGAUGUCAGCAUUCUGCAAGAACUCUUAGACUAUGGGGCAGAAGUCAAUGUUAAAGCUAGAGUCCCAGAGUGGGCUGCCAACUCUGCAGCUUGCUCAGGCCCUUUAUAUCUCUCAGCGGUCUAUGGACAUCUGGAGUGUUUUAAAAUGCUGCUGCUUUAUGGAGCAGAUCCCAAUUACAACUGCACUGAUAAGAAAAUGAUUGCACGAAUCAAGCAGCCCAAGACUGUGCUUGAAAUUUGCCUGAGACAUGGUUGUGGGAGUGAAUUCACAAAACUGCUCAUUGAUUUUGGAGCCAAUGUGUACUUACCAAACAUCGCAGGAGAUAAGAUCUCGCCGACUAGUAAGGCAUUGGCGCUGCUGAUCAGGGAAAGAGCUCAUCCAAAAUCCUUGAUGUCUCAGUCCAGGCUGGCUGUCAGGAAGCUUCUGAAACUGACCAACAGCGCAUGUGCCAUAUAUCAGCUGGGCAUCCCACCUGUGCUAGUGAACUACCUCAAACAUCAAUCUUAAGGGAAGAUCAGAGCAACAGUUUUGAAGACAAAGUUCUAUGUAAUGAGUUGACCACCUCGAUAAAGAGCCAUUGUGGAGUAGCAAUUAUGCAGUACAUGGUAGCCAUAAUUCAGUCAUCAUGACUUGCCGUGUGUGUGUUUGCUUAAAUUACAUCUCCAAAAGGCAGCUUUGCUUUAUUGGAACAAACCAGACAAACUGGUAAAAGGUGAUAGCAGUAGAUGAAGAUGGAAAAGAACGUGCCUCUAGCAGUGCAUUGAAUGGACUGAAGAAUGUUAGAAAAA